AACGUUUUUAUAAAAUCUAAAAAAGACGUGUUAAAAUAUGGUGGACGAUAAAAAAAAAUAAAGACACAAAUGAUGAUAAUUGCAUCGUUUUACGUUUUCUUUUUGCAACGUUCACAAUGAAAUUGUGCAAUUCUAAUCAAGACUUUGUCCUGAUUCUCGACCAAAGAACGAAAUACGCUGGUUUACCUCGAUCGUAAGGCAUAAAUGGAGGGUGGGCUUCAAUUACGAAAAGGAAGGAAUUGAAAAACCGUAAGAUGAAGUCUCGUUUCACCGAUUAGUUGUAUGAUUGGCGGUUGAUUUUCAGCAUUUUCAAGACGAGAUGGAAGAUAUUUUCACGAUUGGAUGUUCCACGAUUAAAAAAUAAAAUAAGAAGGAAUCGCAGCGUUGAAUGCGAAAAAAAGAAAGGGAAACUCGACGAAAUAACGAUAGCUAUAGCGACAAUACAGAUGUGGAACGUUUAUUAGCGAGGUAUUCGUGAAAUGUAAAUGAAAACAAGAUUUUGGUGGGAAUUUGCGACAGUAUUUUUCAGAAAUGGUCAGCCAACACGCGAUGGCCACCACGGUUCGCAAAGUGAAGCAGGAGAAUCGUUUGAGGCGACAGAAUUUGAACCAAGAUGAGGAAGGGCUUUACAAGCCUGUACCACCACCGAAACCGGUGCCGAACAAUCAAAAGAUUCAGAACGGGCAACAGGAUAGCAGGAUACAGACGGUAGCCGAGCAAUCGUCACGGACCAUCGUUUCCGGUGUGGAGAGGAACACAACGUUAGACGAGAGCCAACUUCGAAGUUCCGGACAGAACGUUGCACCGGAAUACAGGAUGCCACCACUCUACGGAGAGGAACAGAGCUCGAGUCAGACUCAACAGCCUGCUAACUUACAGACUCAUAGCAGCAAAUUUCCGAUUGAACGCGAAGUUGUUCUAUCAUCGGGAGAUAAAAAUUCAAAGAUUCCUAUUCUGCACGAAUACAAACAAAGAACUGCCGGAAGAGUGGCUAUUGCACCGGAUGCACCGAUCAAGCAGCAAGCUUGGGUUCAAGAGGGAACUCAGAUGCAAGAAGUGAGACAAGAGGGCCAAGCGAGGAGUUAUCAAGCAGCGGAAUCAUACGCGUCGACGUCGGUUGGAUCGGCGCCAAGGACGACCAAGAUCGAUGAAGAGAAAAGCAAAUCGAUCUCGAGGACUUAUCACACGAUUAAGGACAUGAUAUCGAGCCGUUUCGGGCAGGGCCGCAAGGACGUUGAGCCGGAACCGGAGGCGAGUUUGAACAACGUUACGGAAGAAUUGAGAAAAUCGAGUAGGAGCAUCGAUGAGGAGGAGGCCAAAAAGAAGGAUGGGAUUUAUGGGAAACCGCGGGCUCAAGAUCCUCCCCUUAAUAUGCAACAAUAUCCGAAGAAUGCUUGUAGUCAGUACGGACACUCGUAUAGUUAUCUGAACAAUCAGCAGAACGUACCGCUUCCUGGACAACUUCAACCAACGUCGCAAAUUCAACCCAAUUUACCGGGUCAAAGUGCUCAGCUUCACGUGACGCAUCACACUCCACCAGGAGGGGUUCAAACGGUUCAUCAAACUCAAGUUGCUGGUUUCGGGCAAUCGGCGACAGGUGGACAGCAGGUGCAAAACGUUGCUAGGGAAUACGUUGUACAGGGACCAUCUGGAUUGCCGAGUCAGCAAUUGCAUCAAGCACUUCAUCAGAAUCCUCAGAACCAGGGCCAGAACACGCAGAUGCAAAAGUCUCACGGUUUACCGAUUCAACCUCAUCAAGUGGGGAAUUCCAUGCAGCCAUCGAAUCAAAACUUUCAAAGCGCUCAACAAUUGAUGCAUCAGAAUCAGAGUCAUCAUCAGAGCCCUAGAUUCGCCCAACAACACGCGCAGAACAUGCACCAACGUCAACUGAUCCAACAGAUGCAUCAACAACAAUUGGCCGGGCAGCAGAACGCCAACCAGCCAGGAGUCAGGAACGUGCAACAGAGUUAUUUCUCGAACAACGUGUCUUAUCAGCAGUACCAGCAAGCCCGACAGGCUAUGUCAAGAUCUCAGAUCGAUCUACCCAGCACUUCGAGACAAGCUCAAGAACUGAGGCUGCCCGGCCAAGAGGUAUACUAUCAUUACGCUCAAGGCCGGCCUAGGUACGGUGUACCGCAAGUCUACAUGAAGACCGAAAGUAAUCAAGAGGCCGAGUUCCAACGACGAAACUCGACCAAAGGUAUCGAGAAAGCUGCUUCCCAACCGCAACUCUGCUACGAGGACGAGAGGGUUGUUGCGAACGAUCCCCAAUCGAGGAAUCCGAUAAUAGAUCCUAUCAAGGGUCUGACGGUUGAUCCGUUGGACAAGGAACGGUACGAGAUCACGGUGGAGGAUCACGGUGGUGGAGUAACAGCCGAGUUUGGAAGAAGCGAUUCUCAAAGAAAGGAGACCGAGUAUCGACCGGAGACAAGCUUCGGUAUACGCAGAGACGACGCUGUCAGGUGUUCGAAAAGGGAACAAGAGCAAAUAGGGAUGGGUGGGCAAGAUGGGCAGGAGUCGGAAGGAAGUUCGGUGCAGAAGAGGAUCGAGGAGUUGCAGAAACGAGCCGAGGAGAAUCAUUAUAACGGGAAAGUGUCGUCGAAGGAGGGUAUGGAAGGGGCGGAGGUAGGUAAAAGUUCGUCCACGACGAAAAUUGGAAACGGCGAUGGACCAAAGAGAAUGGAGAAUCAAUACGCAAAGGAUCUUGUUCCGGCGAAAUCCGAGGUAAGAAAAGACGAGCUGGAACAUGGGAUCGGUCGAUUGAAAAUCCAAAAUCAGGGAUCAGGAUCGGAUUACGACAAAGCCGGCCAGAGUUCCUCGAAUGUUGAUUCGGGGAGAGGAUCGGCCGUUUAUUCCAGCGGAAGGCGGCCACCACCGGAAGAUCAAACUCAUCAACCAGUACAAGACUCAGAAUGGGUGGACAUUGUGGAAUCCGAAUUGAGAAGUAUUUUAGAGCCGAGAGAUGUGCCCGCUAUGGCGCAUUCCACUCUAUCUGAAAGCGUAUCAUCGGUAACUCCACCCCUGCCGCCGCUUUCACCCCAUGAAAGUCCCAGAACAUCGAGAAAUCGAUACUCGGCGAGCUUACCAUACGGAUCGAAACCUAAUUACAGCGAUUACAGCAAGGCCAUGGAGAAGAGAGGAUUCUCGAGUAGUUCGAAGCAUCGUGGUGCCUCGACUUCCAAGAAAGAAGCUGCUAAGAAGUUCUCUCAUCUUUUCGGUGUCGAAGCUGGCGAUUUAACUUCGACCACGACUGGACUCGAUUUAGAUUCGAUGUUGGAUAGAAGUGAUUCUGAUUUAAGCACGAAUGACGCGAGAACGAUUAGGAAACAACUGGAGGGUUUGGAAAAUAUGUAUAGCGAGGUAUUGAAAUUGCUCGGUGGAAGUGUGAAAAAGAGACGUAAAGCCAGAGGCUUAGCCAGUUAUGGUUCCGUCUCAUCGUUGCCGACAUCAUCCGUCUCGUCCAGGCCACCUGUAACGAGGCACCAUGAUAAACGCAGAUCCCACGCGAUUGACGACAGAAUGAAGAAAGCCAAAGACAUCAAGAGUAUUAAUAAACGCUUUCAACGACUAGAAUCUCACGUGGUUACACUUGCCAGAUCGGUGGCACACUUGAGCUCGGAGAUGAGAACGCAACAUUUAAUGAUACAGGAAAUGGAGAACAUAAGGGGAGAGAUUGCUGCACUGAGGACGCAAACGAGUAUGGCAAUGGUGAGAUCGCAGUCUCAACCAUUGAUCAAGGAUUCGGAACUACCAGCUCUCUCCAAUCCUUCCAGAGUGAAAAAGCUCACCAAGUUCUUCGGCACGGAGCCACCUCUCAUCAGACUAUUCCUCAGGGAACUUGGGUAUGAGAAAUAUGCGAAUGCUUUCGAGAAAGAAAAAGUCGGAAUGGUGGAGCUUCCUUAUCUAAGCGAGGAAAGAUUGCAAAAAAUGGGAGUUCCCCUGGGACCGAGACUGAGGAUUUUACAAGAAGCGAGGAUAUCGGUGUGCAAAGAUCCAAUUUAUGUUGUGUGAGUCUCGUGGAAUCCCUUGUUCACCUGAAAAGCUACAGAACGAAGAGAUAAUUAAAAAAAAAAAAAAA
This is a messenger RNA of Apis florea (little honeybee), 4078 nucleotides long. RefSeq lists its product as uncharacterized. NCBI's taxonomy places the organism in Eukaryota, Metazoa, Arthropoda, Insecta, Hymenoptera, Apidae. Gene Ontology annotation, molecular function: protein binding. The record is from RefSeq and is a predicted model, not a curated record.